UCCGACCGCAACGUGAUCGAGAGCUCGUCCUCCGAUCUAUAGGGAAUAAUUGUAAACGCGCUCCUAGCGGUGGAAGAAGAAGAAGUAACCAGGCAUACGGAAUUGAAUUUCAUUUAGAAACGACCGAUUCGACCUCCAGAUACACGCCCACGAUAAGCCGGAUUACGCGACCGAUCUCGGGAUCCAUUCGCGAGUUUUUAUAUACGUUGGAAAUAUUCGGCGAUGUCACGUGUACGGAAAGCGAGAUCGCGUGCUACGAUCGACGCGGUGGUACCUGUACCUAUACCUAUACCGCACAGUCCUACCGCUGCACCGCGACAAAUGACGUUAUGUACGGAGUAUCCGUAUCCGCGCGAGUUGCGACGUUACGUGGUGCUCCUGCAUAAUUGAUUCAUUUUGUAGAUAUUUAACGAGUGUGUAUCGCGCGGGGUGGGCGUACGUAGGUGGGCGUACAAAGUAGGUAAAUAGCGUACCGGUGACCCGUCACCUGCGUUCCCGUUCUAUUGAGAGCAUCGCGAGCGACUCGAGUCGAGGAUAAGUUGGUUGGUGGAGGGAGGGGAUAAGCGAGAAGAUUCCGCGAGGUGGGGCGAAGCGAUGAGGUGCCUCGGGAUAAACCGAAAAAGCGAACUCCGCAGCGAAAAUCGCACGCCGACGAUCAAAAAAUUAUCGUGAUUUCUCGGAGUCCCGAUCGUCGUCGUUAAUUUCAACUCGAUCGACCGUAGAGAGAGAGAGAGAGAGAGAGAGAGAGAUCGCGCGUACGCGUACUCACACCCGUGCACGAUCUGGUGCAACGCGAGCUCGCCAAGGGGAGCGAAAUUCCAGUUAUCUGACCUGUGUCCAAUUGAGAAGUGCGACAACCGCGACGAUCUCCGAGCGGGAGGACGACGAUCCACGCAUCAAGAAAAAAAAAAUAAUGAACGCCGAAACCGCUUCCACGGAAAGUCGAGACGAGCCUCAACUUACGCAAAAUGAGAAGCGUAAGCCCACCACUCUGCGAAUGAGCGGUUCCUACUCAUCCGCUAACGGAUUCAAACCGUUUCUGAGCGAUUUCGAUCCCGAGCGAAGCGACCGAGAGAUCCGCAAGCUGACCCAGAGGCUUUACCCCGGUGGCAAGAGGCGAAUACUGUACGACGACAAAGGGAUUUACAUACGGACGAAAGAAGACCUGUGCGACUGUUUGCAAAGCGGUUGUCCAGGAUGUCAUUUCCCCUGUCCGGGAUGCGAAUCGACCAAAUGUGCCGCCGAAUGCAGAGUCAAUCGGAAAUGGAUGUACGAAUCCAUCGAGGACGAGGGGACGGACGUGAUUGUAAAAAAUCCGCUAUUACCUCGCUAGAACGAUGUUUUAUACCCGAGCUAACCACCGUCGAUUUAUAUACGCUAUACGUUUGAAAUGUUUUAUUGCCGGUGUGUUUAUAUAUACCUCGUGUAGUCGAAUACGAAUAAAUAAUGGUACGUAUA
Molecule: messenger RNA, 1458 nt
Organism: Athalia rosae (coleseed sawfly)
Lineage: Eukaryota; Metazoa; Arthropoda; Insecta; Hymenoptera; Athaliidae
Product: ARL14 effector protein-like
Exons: 4
Coding region: 914-1333 (139 amino acids)
Cellular component (GO): intracellular membrane-bounded organelle
Source: RefSeq, a predicted model, not a curated record